AUGGAUGGCGAUUUGAGGUGGAGGGUGUGCUCCGGUGGUGAGAUUGAUAGAAUGAUUUUGGUUUGGGUUGGUUUGUGGGUGGGUGGGUGGAGGAGCUUCUUGUUGUGGUCGAGUGAAGAUAUUGGGAAGAUAUUCCUUUCAUUUUUCCUACUUCCGGCAAGGUGGAAGGAAAGCCACACUAUACGGAGGGUUUAUCUAGACUGGAUGAAAAUAGUGAUUAACAUCGAAUAUCCUUCUCGUUAUGAAUAUAAAUUGUUUCUUGACAAGCAGGACGAUGUUUUAGUGCAAUCUAAUAAUGUUGAGUUGCUGGAGUCCGGGAACGUAGUGGAAGGUGUAACAUCAGGCGGAGAUGGUGUAAUUGUGCCCGAAGUGGGUAUGUUGUUUAAAAGUGAAGUAGAUAUGUAUGAUUUCUACAAGAAAUAUGCUUAUGCGGUGGGUUUUUCAGUUAAGAAAAGGAAUUCAAAAAAAGGAGACGGUGGAGUUGUGAGAUACAUGACGUUGACAUGUAGUCGUGAAGGCGGAAUAAUCAGUAAUAGUAGCGGUUCUUUGAAGCCGCAACUCACAGUUAAAAUGGGUUGUAAGGCUAGGAUAUCUGGAUCUUCCGGUAUUUUUGGAAAUUGGAGAAUUAAUGCAGUAAAUCUCGACCAUAAUCAUGAAACAAGUCCUUCUAAAUCCAGGUUAUAUAGGUGCAACAAGCACUUGAGUGCACAUGUGAAACAACAGCUUCAAGUGAAUGAUUUAGCGGGAAUCCCAUUGCAUAAAAGUUACAACUCUAUUGUUGUAGAAGCAGAUGAAUAUGAAAACAUGACAUGUAUUGAAAAAGAUUGCCGUAACUACAUAGAACAAGUAAGGCGUUUAAGACUUGGAAAAAGAGAUGCUGCAGCAAUUCAAACCUACUUUUCAAAAAUGCAAGCACAGAGCCCUGGAUUUUACUUUAGUAUGGAUUUGGACGACAAGUCGCGACUCGGAAAUGUAUUUUGGGCAGAUAAUCGGUGUAGGCAGGCAUACAAGGAGUUCGGUGAUGUCGUUACGUUUGAUACCACUUAUCUAACUAACGAGUAUGAGAUGUCGUUCACCCCUUUUGUUGGAGUAAAUCAUCAUAGACAAUCAACACUGCUUGGAUGUGGUUUGGUAUCCAGUGAAGACACAGAUACUUUUAUAUGGUUAUUUAGGACUUGGCUUCAAUGCAUACACUAUCAUGCUCCACAUGGUAUAAUUACCGAUCAAGAUAGAGCAAUGCAAAAUGCAAUUCAGGUUGUUUUUUCAAAUACGAAACACAGAUGGUGUUUGUGGCACAUUUUAAAGAAGUUGCCGGAGAAACUUGGCUACCACGUGGAUAAAGGUUCCAUAUUUGGGGCUAUACAUGGUUUGGUAUAUGAUUUACAGUCUACUGGGAAAUUCGAAGUCGGUUGGAAAACAAUGAUUGACACAUAUGAGUUGCAUGAUAAUGAUUGGUUAUCUGGAUUGUACAAGAAUAGAGGGCGUUGGGUUCCAUACUUCUUCAAAAUCACUUUCUGGGCAGGUAUGUCUACUACACAAAAAAGUGAAAGUAUGAAUGCAUUCUUCGACGGUUACGUGCAUUCAAAAACCUCGUUGAAGCAGUUUGUCCAACAAUACGAACGUGCUCUUAGGAAUAAAGUUGAAAAGGAAUUUCAAGCUGAUUUUAAGUCAUUCUCGCAGAUGGUACCUUGUGCGACACAAUUUGAAAUGGAGCAACAAUAUCAAUCAAUUUACACCAUCUCAAAAUUUCGUGAAGUUCAAGCCAAAUUCACGGGGAAGGUGUAUUGUGACAUCCAAUCCACUUCGAAAGAUAGUUCCAAAGUGAUGUACGAAGUACGAGACACUAUUAUGUGUGAGGGCCAUCGGAGGAAACAAGACGUAUACCGUGUCUUAUGA
Messenger RNA from Olea europaea var. sylvestris, 1896 nucleotides. Its product is annotated as protein FAR1-RELATED SEQUENCE 5-like. Gene Ontology annotation, biological process: regulation of DNA-templated transcription. The transcript has 5 exons. NCBI's taxonomy places the organism in Eukaryota, Viridiplantae, Streptophyta, Magnoliopsida, Lamiales, Oleaceae. Bases 1 to 1896 code for a protein of 631 amino acids. The record is from RefSeq and is a predicted model, not a curated record.